Molecule: messenger RNA, 1340 nt
Organism: Cornus florida
Lineage: Eukaryota; Viridiplantae; Streptophyta; Magnoliopsida; Cornales; Cornaceae
Exons: 3
Coding region: 298-744 (148 amino acids)
Source: RefSeq, a predicted model, not a curated record
ACAAUCCAAGCUCUUACCUUGGUUUUCUAACAAUGAUGUCAUAGCAUCUUUGUUCUUGCAUAAACAAAGAAUCGCCCUGAAGAAAAAAAAAUUUAAAAAUUGUAAUUCUCAGUUCUUACAAUUCUGUCUUCUUUUACUUUGUCUAAGAUUUUAUACAAUUCAUUAGAAGCCGAAUGACAGUUUGAUCUUUCAGCUUGUACAUAAUUUAACUGAAUUUAGGCACUGUAAAUAAAGAUCACAAGGUGCAGAGGGAACUCCAGUUUGUUUCAGUGAGAGGGCAAAUAACAAAAGAGGAAGAUGAUAGCUGAUCAUGGCAAUGCAGAUCAAAAAUGGAGAAUGGAAGAAGAAGAUGGUUUAAGAAUUGUGGAGUGUUUAAGAGGAAGAUUGCUAGCUGAAAGAGUGGCUUCAAGGGUUGCCAAAGAGGAUGCAAAGCAAAUGGAAAACAAGCUGAUAGAGCUGGAGAAUCAAUUGAAGGCAGAAAUCAGAUCAAGAAACAGAGCUGAGAAGAAGCUAAUUUUUUUAAUAAAAAAGCUAAAGUCCCUCAAUAUAUUAUAUGCUUUAGAGGACUCAGAACAUUCAAAAUUGCUAGAUAAGAGUGACACAUCUUCCUUAUCAUCCACAACCUCUUCAAGUCCUAAAGCAUCCAAAUCACAAAUGCUAAGACAAAAUUUGAACCAAAAUGUUUCACAGACUAAUACCAUAUCUAUUGAUUCCAAUCAGACCUGUCAUAAUUUUCCAAUUUAAGGGACUUAAUUUCAGUUCUACAAGUAUAUCCAAUAUUAAUAACUCCAGGGUCUUGAAUUGAGCCGAUUUAAUGAUGAUUAUAAGAGGUACGUGACCAAGUCUCCAUAGUUUCAAUUCGAUUUAAUUUUUGCAUACUUAAGUUUAUGAAUAUAUAAAUAUAUAUAUAUAAACAGAACUUUGUUGCAUGCAUAUGGUUCAUUGUUGUGUACUUGUAAUUGAGAAUUUGAGGUGUGUACAUAAUAUAUGUUUGUAUAUUGUUGUAUGCAUGUAAUUGAAUUAUGUGUGUAUUACAUGUUUAUUUGGGGAUUGUUUAAACUAGAUUCAAAUUCUGAUAAUUUGUUUAUGUUUUUGUAGCUUUAAAUCUUCAAUUGAGGAGAAGAAGAUAAAUGGAGAAAAUGAUAGAGAUCAAGACAAUUGUGUUGAUGACUUACUGGCAUUAGUCCCAGUUGAUUUGCCGAAAAGCUUCAAUGAAAUUUCACUGGAGAAAAAGCAUAUACUUAAAGUUUAUUCAAGAUUAUUUUUUGUGUGUUAAACUAAUCAUUACCAAUUUUUCAUGUGUUUAGCUAAUUCUAUGGAUUUGAGAGAAUAACACGGGA